AUGUUACCGAAGAACUGGACGACUAUCACUGAGUUUAUCAUUGUGGGCUUCCCUGGACUCCAUCCAGACUACUAUGGCCUGGUCUCUGCCAUCUUCUUCAUUGUCUACACGACCACAGUGGCCGGUAACACUGUUUUCCUUGUGCUCUUUAUCACUUCGGAGAGCCUCAGGAAGCCCAUGUACAUCAUCCUUGCGAGCCUUGCAAUGUCUGAUAUGUGUUUCUCCACUGUUGCAUUACCUAAAAUCAUAGCCAGGUACUGGUUUAAUGCAGGAGCAACCCCUUUCCACGCUUGCUUCUUCCAAAUGGAGCUAAUCCACUAUUUUGGGACAUUAAACUCGCUGAUUAUGAUGAUCAUGGCCCUCGAUCGCUAUGUGGCUAUUUGUUAUUCUCUGCGAUACCAGACUGUUAUGACUAACCGCAUCACGUACAUCCUAAACGCGACGGCUUGGGCGUCUGCCUUAAUCGCUCCCACAAUAGCCACCCUACACACUCAACAGCUUCCUUACUGCGGGCCUAAACUGAUCAUUCAGUGCUACUGCGAUCACAUCUCUAUCACCAACCUGGCCUGUGCUGAAAACAGCAAGCAGAUGUUGGUGGCUCUGUGCGUGGCCCUACUUGUGCUCCUUCUCCCUCUGGCCUUCAUUAUUUACUCUUACUGUCACAUCAUAGCGUCUGUGAUGAGGCUGUCGAGCUCUCAGAGUCGCUGGAAGAGUUUUGCCACCUGCAGCACGCAGCUGUGCAUCAUCGCUCUGUUUUAUGUGCCGCGCUGUGCCGUGUAUAUAGCCAGUUUCCUGCAAAUCCAAAUCAGCAGAGAUUUCAGGAUACUUCUCAUAUUGCUUUACAGCCUCGUUCCACCACUGAUAAACCCUUUCAUCUAUUGUUUACGCACUCAGGAGAUCAGAUCGAUUGUGAGCCGGUGGCUGAGCAGGCAAAGGGCCUUUAGAGAAACGUCCAGAAUUAAUGUGAUCACUCUGUAA
Molecule: messenger RNA, 978 nt
Organism: Labeo rohita (rohu)
Lineage: Eukaryota; Metazoa; Chordata; Actinopteri; Cypriniformes; Cyprinidae
Gene: or30bv1
Product: odorant receptor, family 30, subfamily BV, member 1
Exons: 1
Coding region: 1-978 (325 amino acids)
Biological process (GO): G protein-coupled receptor signaling pathway
Cellular component (GO): membrane
Molecular function (GO): G protein-coupled receptor activity; olfactory receptor activity
Source: RefSeq, a predicted model, not a curated record